Messenger RNA from Saccostrea cuccullata (small rock oyster), 2099 nucleotides. RefSeq lists its product as uncharacterized. Gene Ontology annotation, cellular component: membrane. Gene Ontology annotation, biological process: proton transmembrane transport. NCBI's taxonomy places the organism in Eukaryota, Metazoa, Mollusca, Bivalvia, Ostreida, Ostreidae. Bases 293 to 1909 code for a protein of 538 amino acids. The record is from RefSeq and is a predicted model, not a curated record. Gene Ontology annotation, molecular function: proton channel activity. The transcript is spliced from 2 exons.
UAUCACUCUAAUGAACGUUUUUGAGCUUAUAAAUUUUAUUUCCUGGUUAUAAACUUCCUGGCGGACGACAUUCAUUGCAAUUUCUCAUGCUUAACGACUGUGUAAAACACAAGUGAAUAUAAAUAUAGAGCGAAAGAAUCAUUAUCGAAUAAUUAUUUUUGAGGAUGUGUUGUAUUAUUUCCUUUACGGAUCAGGAUUUGCCUCAAAAUUGUUCGCGGCCAUAGAUUGCUUGUGGUAAAAUCUGAUUUUCGGUGAAGACCAGAAAAAUUUCAAGAGAUAAUAAGACACAAAAAUGCAUCCUUACGUAGCCACUGUACUGGAUGUUCUAAACACUGUUUUCAUAACGCCAUUGACGGCGGGAAAUGUCGUCCAAUCAGAAAACAGCUACGAUGGCGACGCAAGAAAAACUGACGGAAGCUUGUCCUCUAUGGUGACCAUUGCCUGCUUAACUGCAAUAACCUUCGUAGUCAUAGGAAUAUAUGCCAAGAGUGACGACCCGGGGAAGUCAACGGUUGCCAUAACAACGAUGACAUUCGUUCUGACUGCAAUGGCGCUGUUUGCCAUUGUUCUCAUUGCAGUCCUCGCAUUUCAAAAAAGACACGAAUGGUUCAGCCCAGCGCGAGUAAAAGAGGAUGCCUCCAAAAAAUUUAAGGGAAAAUUCCUUUGGCUGUUCAGUCUUGGUAUAAUAAUGAAAAAUGCGCUUGAAUUGGCUAUCAACAUUGAUUGCUUCGAUAAGGAAAAUGACAAGAGAUACGUGAUAGCGUUUAUGGUGGUUCACAUUGUCUCUAUAUUAUAUUUCUGCAUUCAGACUGGCUUCAUUAGUUACUUCAAAGACUACAAUUUCAAAAGUUCAGUCAGAAUAAACUAUGGUAUCUUAAUUGUUUUGCUAACAAAUUUGACACUCUGGUUCACAAGCGUCGUCGGAGAAAAUGAGGAUUUUAAUUUUAUCAGAAACAAAACAAUGGGUAUCGAUGAAGAAUUGGAGUGUUUUCAUAACUCCAGUAUUCAUGAUUUACGAGAAAAGACCCUACCAUUCCUCAACCCUUGCGGAAUAGAGUACGCAUUGCUGGCCACAAGUUUUAUGCUAUCAUUAUGGCCAUCGGUCAAAAAAGAAAUUCAUGAUUCCCAGGAAUUGGAAGACUCUGUCAAUAUGGAUAACAUCGAGGAAAGUUGUGAUGAAUAUACGCCUUUGUUCCGAAGAAGACGACGACGAAUUCCACCGACCGAAGUUCGUCUUCAAGAGCCAAAACGCCGCAAUCCGAUUUCGUUCUUCCUCGCCAUUUUGUUUGGUCUCGUUUUAAACCUUCCUGUGAUUAUCGCUUCGGUGCUCGUUCUCUUCAGAGUGGACAUGUAUGAACCCGGCAUGCACGCUAACGUUAGAUGGUCCAUUAUGGCUGCGUACAAAUUGUCCAUGUUGAUAAUGGUAUUCAUUCUUUUCUACCAUAUCACGAAAUAUGGCCAAUCCAACAACGUGAAGAGAAAACUCUCCUCAACUGAAUACAUUUUGGUUUUUGCAAAUGCUGGGACAAUUGCAGUUUGCACUUUCGAUUUCAUUGUGAGCUUAAACAAACAAAAUUAUAUUCUUAUGACCGAAAACAUCAUCGAUAUUAUUUUGACUUUUCUGCAGACGACUUUAAUCAUGCAUUCUACGCGUGUGACCAUAAGAAAAACUCUGGACAGUUUUCUAGCAGCUGAGUAUGUGUGUCUGCUAUUGUCUAUCUGUAAUAUUGUGCUUUGGGUAGGCGAUAGCUUUAGCAAUGUGGAAAAUAGUGUUUAUACUCUGGCAGACAGCAAAAACUUCAAAACAAAUAAAGUAAUGAAGUAUGUCAUUUUCCCAAUCCUCGUCUUCUACCGUUUCCACGCGUCCAUUGAUUUGUUUGGUCUUUUUUCUAGAAUGAGAAAGGAUUAGGUAACGUGUAUGACGACUGUGAUAGCAGAAAAAGAGAGACAAUAUAAGAAGAGACACUAUUUAUACUAAAGUGUUGUAAAAGUAAUAAAAAUUAUAUUAAAAAAAUCAUUGUAAAGCAGUGCAAAUGCAUGUUUGUAAGAUUCUUUAUCACUGCUACUUGAUUGAUUAUUUUUGUUCAAUAUUUGUUUGG